AUGAAUGUUCCUAUGAGCUUAGAUGAUAAUGGCUCCGCGAUCAAUGUAGGCCCAGUUUGCACAGCGAAGAAGCUUGGCAUAAAAGAUGAAGAACUAACUCCCUUUAUUCAAGGGAUUCGAGCUUAUGAUAAUGCUUGUCGUCAAGCCGUGGGUACUGUCAUGUUGAACAUUACUACUGGAGCUAUUGAACGUCGCACCAGGUUUCAAGUGGUGGACAUUAAAGCUUCUUUCAACCUAUUCCUAGGACGCCUUUGGCUUUAUGAGUUAAAGGUGAUUCCUUCUUCGCUAUAUCAAAAAGUUAAAGCAAUAGUUGGAGGGAUUCCAAUCUCUAUUGAUGCCUUUCCUAUGCGCAUUCAAUUCCUCGAUACCCCCAUUGUUCAUGUCGAGCAUGAUGAAGAAGAUGAAGAUCUUUGGGGCUUUUCUUUAGAGGAUUUUCUUAUGAUCGAGGAGGAAGAGAAGUACCACCUUGACUUUGAUCCUUACUCAAAUGUUCAUGAUAAUGCAAUCAUGAAAAAACAAGGGCAUUUCCCUUGGAUGACCCUUGGUAUGCCUGGUAUUGACAGGGACAUAGCUCAACAAACAAUAUCACUCAUUCCAGGUAUGAAGCCCGUCAAGCAAAAGCUACGUUGCAUGAAACCUAAUGUGGCUUUUAAAAUCAAGUAUGAAAUCAAGAAGCAACUAGCCACAAGAUUCAUCAAAGUUUCCAAAUAUCCAGAAUGGAUCGCCAAUGUGGUUCUAGUUCAUAAGAAAGAUGGAAGAGUCAGAAUAUGUGUUUAUUAUAGGGAUCUCAACAAAGCAAGUCCAAAAGAUGGGUUAUGUCUACUUCAAAUCGACAUUUUGGUUAACAACUUUGUUACAUGA
Molecule: messenger RNA, 861 nt
Organism: Chenopodium quinoa (quinoa)
Lineage: Eukaryota; Viridiplantae; Streptophyta; Magnoliopsida; Caryophyllales; Amaranthaceae
Exons: 2
Coding region: 1-861 (286 amino acids)
Source: RefSeq, a predicted model, not a curated record